CAGAACCACGUGAGGCGUCCUCGGCGCUGAGCGCCCCGUCAGACCGGCCGGGCUCAUGCCCGGGGAAAGUUAAGGACGCUCCGAGCCCCCCUGCUGCCCCGAGGUGCGCGGGGUCGCGGCCACCCAGCUAUGGCCCGUGGCUGCGGGGACGGGUCCCCCGCGCUGCUGCUGCUGCUGCUGCUGCUGCCGCUGUUGUCGCUGCUGCUGGCCACCGUCGUGCCGCCGAGCCUGGCAGAAGUCUACUAUGCCACUGCCUACUGGAUGCCUGAUGAACAGACAGUAGAAAUCAAAUCCACACUGGACAAGAAGGGGGAUGCCUACGGCUAUUACAAUGACUCUGUGCUCACCACUGGCUGGGGCGUCCUGGAAAUCAAAGCAGGCUACGGCUCCCAGGACUUGACGGAUGAGAUCACCAUGUUUGUGGCUGGCGCUUUGGAAGGGUACCUCACUGCCCCACACAUGUAUGACCACUUUGUGAACCUCUACCCCCAGCUGAUUAAGAAACCCUCCAUCGUGGAUAAAGUGCAGGAUUUUAUGAUGAAACAAGAUGAGUGGACUCGGAAUAACAUCAAAGAAAAUAAGAAUGACCCAUUCUGGAGACACAUGGGCUAUGUUAUGGCACAAUUGGAUGGGCUCUAUGUAGGGGCAACAAAGAGAGCUAAGGAAGACAGUACAAAGCCCAUGACCAUGUUCCAGAUUCUGUUUCUGAACGCUGUCGGAGACCUGCUGGACCUGAUCCCCUCACUCUCUCCCACAAAAAACUCCAGCCUGAAGGUUUUUAAGAGAUGGGACAUGGGACAUUGCUCGGCUCUGAUUAAGGUUCUUCCUGGAUUUGAAAAUGUCUAUUUUGCUCACUCAAGCUGGUAUACAUACGCAGCCAUGCUCAGGAUAUAUAAACACUGGGACUUCAACAUCAGUGACCCGGAGACCAGCAGUGCUCGCCUCUCCUUUAGCAGUUACCCAGGAUUUUUGGAAUCUCUGGAUGACUUUUACAUUCUUAGCAGCGGCUUGAUAUUGCUCCAGACCACAAACAGCGUGUACAAUAAAACCUUACUGAAGUAUGUGGUUCCCCAGUCUCUCCUGGCCUGGCAGAGAGUUCGUGUGGCCAAUAUGAUGGCAAAUGGUGGCAAGGAGUGGGCAAAUACCUUUUCCAAGUACAACUCUGGCACCUAUAACAACCAGUACAUGGUCCUGGACCUGAAGAAGAUAAAGCUGAAGUCCAGCCUUGGUAAAGGCACCCUGUAUGUGGUGGAGCAAAUCCCGACGUAUGUAGAAUUUUCUGAACAAACUGCUGUGCUACGGAAAGGAUAUUGGCCCUCCUACAACAUUCCUUUCCACGAAAAUAUCUACAACUGGAGCGGCUACCCAAUGUUAGUCAAGAAGCUGGGGACAGAUUACUCCUAUGAUCUGUCCUCCAGAGCCAAAAUCUUCCGGCGCGACCAGGGGCAAGUGAUCGACAUGGAGUCCAUGAAAUACAUCAUGCGAUACAACAAUUAUAAGAAGGAUCCUUAUAGUAAAGGCGAUCCCUGCAACACCAUCUGCUGCCGUGAGGACCUGGCCUCACACAACCCAAGCCCUGGAGGUUGCUAUGACACGAAGGUGGCAGAUAUGUACCUUGCAUCCAAGUUCACAGCCUACGCCAUCAGUGGCCCAACCGUCCAGGGCGGCCUCCCUGUGUUUCACUGGAACCGUUUCAACAAAACACUUCACAGGGGCAUGCCGGAGAGCUUCGACUUUGAUUUCAUCACCAUGAAACCCACUUUGUAGCAAGAUAAAAAGGCGGGUGAUGAGGGGAGGAAUAGAUAAAUAAGAUACCAAAGGCACUAUUUUAGCUAUGCUUUUCCUUAAAAUAAACAUAAUAAAAUUUAUUG
This is a messenger RNA of Sorex fumeus (smoky shrew), 1871 nucleotides long. It is a transcript of the gene PLBD1, whose product is annotated as phospholipase B domain containing 1. The record is from RefSeq and is a predicted model, not a curated record. Gene Ontology annotation, biological process: phospholipid catabolic process. The coding region runs from base 130 to 1767 and encodes 545 amino acids. Gene Ontology annotation, molecular function: glycerophospholipase activity. Gene Ontology annotation, cellular component: extracellular region. NCBI's taxonomy places the organism in Eukaryota, Metazoa, Chordata, Mammalia, Eulipotyphla, Soricidae. The transcript is spliced from 11 exons.